Messenger RNA from Clupea harengus (Atlantic herring), 2782 nucleotides. RefSeq lists its product as uncharacterized. Gene Ontology annotation, biological process: regulation of transcription by RNA polymerase II. NCBI's taxonomy places the organism in Eukaryota, Metazoa, Chordata, Actinopteri, Clupeiformes, Clupeidae. The record is from RefSeq and is a predicted model, not a curated record. Gene Ontology annotation, molecular function: RNA polymerase II cis-regulatory region sequence-specific DNA binding; DNA-binding transcription factor activity, RNA polymerase II-specific. Gene Ontology annotation, cellular component: transcription regulator complex; PcG protein complex; chromatin.
CCAAUCAAAAGUCGGCGUUUAUCUUCCGUUAGAAUGUGCACUAGGCUGUAUUGGCUAAUUUGUUAGUUAUUGUAUUUCCUUGAAGUUAACAGAAUUUGAUGUUGCAGCUGUCCAUAUGCAUUUCUUCAGUAUAAAACCACAAGGGCGUUAUUAAUAGAGGCUUUUGAAAAACGUGAGGGCUUACAAAGGAAACUACAGUAACGUAAGCUGUCCAGUUGGGUCGUGCUAAGUUAGGUAGCGUAGGUAGCGUUCAUUCUUAUCCGUCUCUUGUUUUCGUUCUCGUAGUCGACCUACCCAGCGUCUAGUACCAUUUUAUUUGAAAUGCCGAUAUGUGUCUAGACAUGUACAUUUUGGCUGCAUUUUAUAUCGCAUUUAUCCGGAUCUGUUGAACAUCACAUCUGCAACAUAGUGCUAGCUGGCUAACGGAGUUAGCGCAGUAUCAACGCCUCGACAAGCUAGCUACUUCAACAUGAGCACGAAACGGGCUAAUUGCGGAGGCAUUGGAACGCAUUCACCAUCAAGUUCCAACUCCACAGUUAGCGGUGUUUGUCGCAAACAGAGCACAACCACUACUAACAUGCAGUCGGGUGGCGGCUUCGCAUUUGAGCCGAAGGGCGAAAGAGCUGGAUGCGAAUCCAGUGUCUCCAUAUCGUCAUUGAAAAACCGUCUCGCCCCAACUAUCCGAAACACUCUUGCCGCUGCAGUGGACACACUUCUUGGCGAGAUGGUCCUCGUGCUGACCGAGACACAGCAAGACCUGGUGACUAAGGAGCAAGAAAACGAGAGACUAAAAGUACGACUUGAAGUGUCGGAGAGAGAGAUGAAGACGUUACAGGAAUGUUUGUGCAGCGCCCAAAAACUAAUCGACCAACUCCAGGGUCCCUUUGGUGGGACCUCUAACUACGGCCAGCAGUUUUACCCCACCUCUCCUCCGGGAUCUAUCAAUCCUGGACUUGACAGGUCCCGAAUGGGACAUCGGAUGCCGAACGGGCCCGAUGCUCGUUGUUAUGGCGUUGAACCAGAGUACGGAGGCACGAUGGGUGAUGCGUCAAUGGGGUACGAUUCCCGGGACGAGUACAAGAACUGCCAUCUCUCCAUCCAAGCGGACGGUACUGUAACCAAUCACAUGUUCGACCCCAUGGCCGUAAACUCUCAAGGGAUGUCUUCAGAACUCCACAGGCCAGAUGUUGGCGUGGAAGGUAGGAGACACCCUGAGGGGCCUGGCCUAGGCCCCAUGUCCCCCUCUGGGCACCGGCUGGCGGUGAAGGAGGAGCAGGGACAGGCCUCAGGCCCUCUGUGUCGCCGUGGAGGCCGGGAGCGAGGCUCUGGAACUGGGGCGGUGGGAGGGGGCGCGCCCGAGAGUGAGCAGAGCGCUCAGAGCGUAGGCGAGCUGGGCUGCAUCCAUGUGGUGGAGGAGGAGGGCAGGAGUGGUGGUGGUGCUGCUGGAGCAGCGCGACGCGGCUACCCGCAGACUCAGCCACCUCAGCCUGGGUCUCACAGCGAGGCCACCACCAGCUCUGGCACACAGGGACCAUCCGGGCUGAGGAACGCCCAGAAGACGGCACCGACCCGGGCGUCGCCUGGGACGGCAGCUGUGGCGCACAGAGGGAGCACACCAGGCCGCUCUUCUCUCGGGGAGCGGAGUGAGGGAGGGGUGGGGAGCGGCGCGGCAAUGACUGCAACGGACCCGUCUGGCGGCGACCGCCCCCAUCUGUGCCUGGAGUGUGGCAAGACAUUCCGGCUGAUCUCCAGCCUGAAGAAGCACGUGCGCAUCCACACGGGCGAGAAGCCGUACCCAUGUGGCGUGUGCGGCCGCCGCUUCCGUGAGUCCGGCGCACUCAAGACGCACCUGCGUAUCCACACGGGCGAGAAGCCCUAUGCCUGCUCUGAGUGCGGCACGCGCUUCCGCCACCUGGACGGCCUGCGCAAGCACCGGCGCACACACACUGGCGAGAAGCCGUACGUGUGCGCCAUCUGCGGAAAACGCCUCAGCCGCCUGCAGCACCUCAAGCACCACCAGCGCAUUCACACCGGCGAGCGGCCGUGCGUCUGCCCCUGCUGCCACUGCACCUUCAAGGACCCCGCCAGCCUCCGCAAGCACCUCCGCACCAGCCACCCAGGGGAGCCCGCUGCCACCAAUGCCCAGGACGGGUCACAUGGCGGCGGGUUCAAAGAGGAUCCGGAGGGGGGUGCUGGUAGUGGAGGUGGUGGUGGGGGAGGGGGGGAGGAUGACCCCCUCCAGGCCUCCAUGGGCUCGUCCCCGGGGGCGGCUAUGCGGUUCGGGAUGUGGGGUGAGGAGGAGGAGCGGGAUGAUGAAGAGCAGCCAGUGGUGGACUGUGUGUAGGGGGACCGGGUUGGACCAUAUACACCCACACACAUAAAUGCCUGCAGUGAUCUGCAGAUAUGUGUAUGUAAUGUCUAUUUUGAAUCAGUGGGCACCUUGUGCCAUGUGUGUAUGUGUCUGAAUGUGUGACAGAGCGUGCUUUAGUAUUUAUCAUACAUUAGCACCUUAAAUGACUUGCUUAGACUGUAAACUCUCCCACAUGUCUGUCCUGGGCCUUUGCAUUAGUGGUGACAGCACAGUUCACCAAAACAUAUUUCACCAUCUGGAAAUGAAACCUAUUUUUGCAGCAUAUUUCAGCAUCCUAUUGUUGUUCUUUGUGGCAUUUAUUAAUAUCAUGCUCAUCAUAACCAUCAUGUUAUUUUCAUCUUGUGCAGUCCUGGCUUUGUAUAAAAAGCUCUUUGUAAGCAAAUUCUAAAUACAGUUUUGUUUUCAGAUGAA